UUUUCAAAUGCUAUUAAAUAUGUAUUACAGUAUUACUUUUCCUUGACAGGCAUGUGAAGGAUCUCAUAAUUCUAACAUCAGCAGUGGUCAUAUUUUCUACCUAUUCAACCUAUUUUUGGCUGCUAUGGUUGUUGGCACCAAUUCGUGGCUUCCAAAUGGCAUGGACCAAUUUCAUUGGCCCUUGGAUCUUCCAAGAGGCUCCUGAAGAGUCCAAGGAAGAAAUGCUUGACAAGAAGCAACAGAAAUUGAGGAGGAGAAUGAAGUAUCGUGCUUAGUGACACAUAAAGUAGUUCUCAGUUUAUUUUGUUAUUAAUAUUAAAAGGAGAUUUUUCAUGUAUUUCAUUUUAAUAAAAAUAUUUUGUUUUAUAGUAUUUAUUUGUAAAUUUAUCUUCCUUAUUAAGAGAGUGGUGGGACUUUUAUACAGUAGUUAGACUUAUAGCCAAGUAGUAUUUAGUGCCAAGUCUACAAAAGUGUACAGCUCUUUGUUGGAUUGCUCUGUAUAUUGCUCAAAAAAGCCUGUCAUGUUUCAGGCUCUUCGGGUACAAUUAGUCUGUCACAACUUAGGCUUUUUAGAGUACAAGUGUAGUAGUGUAGCGGUAAUCCAAGGAGAGAUUGUGUAAGGAUUAGCAGUAUUUUUUAUCCUUUUUGUAGUGCUGUGGAUUUUGUGACCAGCACUGUGUGCAGUCAAGUCACAGGUAUCCUCCGUUGAAAGUUUCAGGAGUGCAAUAUUAAGGACUUUGCCAGUUCAGUAAGAUCAUUUUGGCUAUUUUGGACAUUUUUGUUUAUGCUUUAUAUAAGGUAGAACAUGUGAUAGUAAAUGACUGAUUAUAUAUUGGCCAGAGCUUGUGAAUAUCCAAUAAUUAGCUGUUACCCUUUCAUACUCUUAUGCUCUUUGGAUUAUCAAAGUACUAAUAUUGGGGGGAGUAAAUAUAUGCAGUAUGCCUUUCAUGUGUAGAAAAAUUUGGUUUUUUGUAGAAGUCUUAGUUACAAGUUAUUGAUAUACUAUUGUAAAUGCUCAGUAGAAAAGUUUGUUUGGCAUGGUCUGAUUAUUUUUGGAUCAAUAUAUCUUUUUCAGUAAUACAGUAAUGAAUCUGAAAUUUUUGUCCAAGGGGAGAGAGAGCAUACUGUUCUUGGUGACUGUGCUUUCAAAUGAUUUGCAAACUCCUAAAGAGUAGCAUAUUUUAAUAUAAUUUCAUAGUUGAAUUAAUAUAUUUUGCUUAUAAUAAUGCUUAUUGUUACAUGCACAGGUUAUGUGCUGUAUGUUUUGUUUAAGGCAUCACAACAAAUUUACCAUUAACAUGUUGAUCAUGUUAGUUAUUUGUUUUUAUACAUGCAACUUACCCGGCAGAUAUAUACUUAGCUAUAGACUCCGUCGUCCCGACAGAAUUCAAAACUCGCGGCACACGCUACAGGUAGGUCAGGUGAUCUACCAUUCCCGCCGCUGGGUGGCGGAAUCCCGACCAUUCCCGUUUUCUGAGCCAGAUUUUCUCUGUCGCUGAGGCCGGCAACAACUGUUGUUUGGUCUCUCCUGAUUGGAAUUCUGCUCAUUUGCCGAGAAUUGGUUGGACUCAUUUGGUGAAGUACUCUUGUUUAUUCUCGGGAUUGGCAUACGCUUAUUUUGGACUGGAUUAGGACUUGGAUUUGGUUUUGUCUAUUAAGAUGGCUGAAGUUAAAGUAACACCUAAGUUUAGGGUUUGUGCAAGGGAAGAAUGCAGAACUAGGUUGUUUAAAGCAGAGGUAGAUCCUCAUACACUUUGUAGUAAAUGUAGAGGUUCUGAAUGUGCGUUUGAUAGAACUUGUGCUGAAUGUGAAGGGCUUACGGAGCAAGGAUGGAAGGAUUUAGCUUCUUAUAUUAAGAAAAGAGAGAAGGAUAGAGCUAGGAAAGCGUCAGCUAGAAGCUCGAGUAGAUCUUGUUCUUUUGAGCCUGAAUUAGAAACUAACAAGCUAGAUGAUGUUUCUCCCAUAACCUCGGCCCCUUCUCCCUGUGUUGAAUCUAAGGAUUCAUUUUCAGAAAUGGAAAAAAUGAGAUCCUCGAUCAGGGAGCUUCAGGAGCAGCUUAAAGCUAUGGAAACACAAGGUAAGAGUGUCAGUGAAUACAGUGACCCCAGUGCAGUGGAGGGGGCGUCUGAUUGGCUCCGCAUUGCUCCUAGGCCUAGACCGCUUCCAAACUCCCAGGACCAGGGGAGGAGGAAUGUCAAAAGCCGCAGGGAGGAUGUGGAGCAUCCCCAACGAUCAGGCGUCCCUUCGGCAGAUCCUGAAGUAACGACCCAGGCUGCCUUGGAUAGCUGUAGAAAAGGCAUCCUGGAAGAGAGUUUUUCUGCGUCGGACUCCUCCUCGUCCAGGCGUGGAUGGAGCUCUGCUUCGAAGUCUCGUCCUCUGAAGAGAUCGUGGGUAGCGCCGAAAGGAGACGCAUUUGAUUCAAGCCCAGAGCGAUUUCCAGAGGAUUUUCCUUCGACUAGUAAGAAGGCGAGAAGACCGUCUCCAGCGCCUCAAGAUCCGACUAAGCUUUUCCUGCUUAAUCUACAGGAGCAAAUAUCCUCCUUGGUAGGCGCUCUACAUAAGGAUUUGUCUCGAAGAAAAGACUCCUCCCUUCCAGUGAAGAGAUCGAAGUUUUCUUCUCCUGGUAGGAGAGAAGUUUCUCACUCUAGCAGGCGCUCGUCACCGGAGAGACACUCUCGUUCUCCCUUUAAACGAUCCUCUCCUAUCUAUAGGAAGAAAGUUCCCAGCGGUAGCCGCUCGCAGAGCAAGCGAUCAGCUACGUCUCUUAGGAGAAGUCAGGAGUCGGACUCCUCUUCUGAGGAUCAGGAUAGGCGUCAAGAGCCAAAGAAGCAGGAGCUUUUUAGACACAUAGAGUUGACAGAGCCUAGUAGGCGCCAAGAAUAUCACAGGCGUAUAGAGCCUAACAGACGCCAGGAGUCUUGUGAGAGGCGUCAAGAGCCUACCAGGAGUCACGACAAGCGCCAGGAGUCAAGCAGGCGCCAGGAAUCAAGCAGGCUUCAGGAGUUCGAGCAGGCGUGGAUUACAUCCAGUGUAAACAUGUUAGAUGGGUUUAUAGAGGUACGCAAUGUUUUGUAA
Molecule: messenger RNA, 3075 nt
Organism: Macrobrachium nipponense
Lineage: Eukaryota; Metazoa; Arthropoda; Malacostraca; Decapoda; Palaemonidae
Product: serine/arginine repetitive matrix protein 5-like
Exons: 3
Coding region: 1660-3075 (471 amino acids)
Source: RefSeq, a predicted model, not a curated record